CCUCCCCACUCCCUCCUUCAAUUCCUCACCCUCCUCCUCCUCAACUCUUCAAUUCUCUCACUCAAUCAAUCCUCAUCUCUUAUUGUCUGCCCCAUUUCUUCUCUGAUAACCAAUUAUCUCUUCUUCCCACAUGCACACUCUUCUAUAAUUCAACUCCACAACCACUGAACCACAACUCGCAACCCCUCUCCAUUUCAUCUUCUCUGCUAGCUCCUGCCAGCAGCCUCCUCUUGUUGCAACUUGCAACCCAAAACACACACAAGCACAUACAAAAUGUGCAGCUCCAAGGGCAAGUCUUGUGGAGGUGUUGAUGUCGUCGCCCCCAUCAUCUCUCAGAUCGACGGCCGUCCGGUCCUUCAGCCCACUUGUAAUCGUGUUUCUUCCUUGGAACGACGUCCUUCGCUCAAGAAGAUCUCUCCAAAGUCUCCUGCUGCUGCUCCACCACCACCGCCACCGCCACCAACUACUGCUACUACUGGAAUCAAGGUCUCACGGUCCCCUCCCAUCUCUCCCAAGUCCAAAUCCCCAAGGCCACCAGCGCUCAAGAGAGGGAAUGAUCCUAAUGGGUUGAAUUCAAGUGUUGACAAGGCCGCAACGCCACGAUCCACCCCCAAACAGGCGGCUUUAGUGAGGAAGAAGUCCAAGAAUUCUAGCUCUAGCGCUACAGGAGUUGCACCUUCCAUUGACACUUGUUCGUUGAAUUACUCCUCUUCUUUGAUCGUUGAGGCUCCGGGAAGCAUCGCCGCUGCGAGGCGGGAGCAAGUUACACUCAUACAAGCACAAAGAAAGAUGCGAAUCGCUCAUUAUGGAAGAACAAAGUCUGCAAAAUUUGAAGGCAAAGUGGUUCCGCUUGAUUCUUCUACUACUACUACUACCACAACCGGUCGUGAGGAGAAGAGAUGCAGUUUUAUCACACCCAAUUCUGAUCCUCUUUAUGUUGCUUACCAUGACGAAGAGUGGGGAGUUCCUGUCCACGAUGACAAGCUGUUGUUUGAAUUGCUAGUGUUGAGUGGUGCCCAAGUCGGAUCAGAUUGGACUUCAAUCCUGAAGAAACGCCAAGAUUUCAGGGAUGCAUUCUCAGGGUUUGAUGCAGAAGUUGUCUCCACCUUCACUGAAAGACAAAUAACUUCCAUCAGUGCCGACUACAGCAUAGAUAUCAGCCGAGUCCGAGGUGUCGUCGACAACUCUAACUGCAUUCUUGAGAUUAGAAGGGAAUUCGGAUCGUUUGCCAAGUACAUCUGGGGUUUCGUGAAUCACAAGCCCAUAUCCACUCAGUACAAAUCAUGCCACAGGAUCCCAGUGAAGACAUCCAAAUCGGAGAGUAUUAGCAAAGACAUGGUUAGGAGGGGAUUCAGGACCGUUGGGCCCACCGUAAUUCACUCAUUCAUGCAGGCUGCGGGUCUCACCAAUGACCACUUGAUCACGUGUACACGUCAUCUCCAAUGCGUUGCUCUGGCAUCUUCCCACCAACCUAGCGUAGCCCCCGCUUUAUAGAAUCAAUUGACAUAAUCUAUAUAUAUAAAUAUAUAUAUGCUGAGAUGAAUAGUAGCUGGCUGAUGUUCUAACUAUAUUUUAUUUUACUCUGAUUGAUGGUUGUAUAUUGUGUUUAAUUAAGAGAAGAGAGAUCAAAGAAAGAAAGAAGAGAAAUAAUAAGGGUUGUGUUGUGUGAAGAGAUAGAGAGAUUUUUAAUGACAGUGAUGGGUUGAAAAGGAUAGAUGAGAUUAUUAGUGAGAAGAAAGCGCAAUAGACUUUGUUGUGGGUGGAGGAGACAGACUGCAUGUGCUUGGCAGGCAAUGGCAUGUGUUGUGUGUCAGAGACUUUCAUUCCAUGUGACCACUAAACCCUUCAUUAUUCUCCCUCCCUUUAACAGCCUGUGUGUGACCAAGGAUCCAUAUUGGCAUAUUGCAAAGAGAUAGAGAGACUGUAGGACCAUCUUCCUCCUCUUAUAUUCUCUCCUUGUUACUUUUUCUUUGCUUUGGACAAGUGUUGUUAUUCCUACUAUGUCCCCUAACUCUCUGUAAGUUGUAACCUUUUGGGGGAUUACAAAACCCCUUGUAUCAUGGAUUGGUGUGAAUUUUUUUUUUUUUUUUUCCUUUGAGUGUGUUUAUUUUAUACAUAUUGUCAUGUGGGUCUCUAUUGUGUAAUGUAAUGUUUGCUUACCAAAUGUAUACUCUUUUUAAAUGCUUACUUACAUAAGAUAGGAAUCUUCUCCCA
Molecule: messenger RNA, 2214 nt
Organism: Nelumbo nucifera (sacred lotus)
Lineage: Eukaryota; Viridiplantae; Streptophyta; Magnoliopsida; Proteales; Nelumbonaceae
Product: DNA glycosylase superfamily protein
Biological process (GO): base-excision repair
Molecular function (GO): DNA-3-methyladenine glycosylase activity
Source: RefSeq, a predicted model, not a curated record